Molecule: messenger RNA, 807 nt
Organism: Necator americanus (New World hookworm)
Lineage: Eukaryota; Metazoa; Nematoda; Chromadorea; Rhabditida; Ancylostomatidae
Exons: 2
Coding region: 1-807 (268 amino acids)
Source: RefSeq, a predicted model, not a curated record
AUGUCUAUGAUCUAUACGAAAUCCGAAUUUACAGAAGGGCAAAACUUCACAUUAUUAUUAUUAUUAUUAUUAUUAUUAUUAUUAUUAUUAUUAUUAUUAUUAUUAUUAUUAUUAUUAUUAUUAUUAUUAUUAUUAUUAUUAUUAUUAUUAUUAUUAUUAUUAUUAUUAUUAUUAUUAUUAUUAUUAUUAUUAUUAUUAUUAUUAUUAUUAUUAUUAUUAUUAUUAUUAUUAUUAUUAUUAUUAUUAUUAUUAUUAUUAUUAUUAUUAUUAUUAUUAUUAUUAUUAUUAUUAUUAUUAUUAUUAUUAUUAUUAUUAUUAUUAUUAUUAUUAUUAUUAUUAUUAUUAUUAUUAUUAUUAUUAUUAUUAUUAUUAUUAUUAUUAUUAUUAUUAUUAUUAUUAUUAUUAUUAUUAUUAUUAUUAUUAUUAUUAUUAUUAUUAUUAUUAUUAUUAUUAUUAUUAUUAUUAUUAUUAUUAUUAUUAUUAUUAUUAUUAUUAUUAUUAUUAUUAUUAUUAUUAUUAUUAUUAUUAUUAUUAUUAUUAUUAUUAUUAUUAUUAUUAUUAUUAUUAUUAUUAUUAUUAUUAUUAUUAUUAUUAUUAUUAUUAUUAUUAUUAUUAUUAUUAUUAUUAUUAUUAUUAUUAUUAUUAUUAUUAUUAUUAUUAUUAUUAUUAUUAUUAUUAUUAUUAUUAUUAUUAUUAAUAUUAUUAUUAUUAUUAUUAUUAUUAUUAUUAUUAUUAUUAUUAUUAUUAUUAUUAUUAUUAUUAUUAUUAUUAUUAUUAUUAUUAUUGGGGCUGCGUAUACAAGUCUGA